CUAAUGUUGAAGAAGAUGAAAUGAUAGAACAAGUCACUGUCAAAGCUCUUAUCCCAAAGGAAAUCGUCUCAACUGGAGGAACUGAUAUUGGACAAACCCCAUAUGUAAAUCAUCAAAUACCCUUAAACUUAGAGUUAGAUCUAUUGCUCAUCCACCAUAUAGGUUAA
Funneliformis geosporum is the source of this 167-nucleotide messenger RNA. NCBI's taxonomy places the organism in Eukaryota, Fungi, Glomeromycota, Glomeromycetes, Glomerales, Glomeraceae. The record is from the annotation of a GenBank genome assembly.